Molecule: messenger RNA, 497 nt
Organism: Acanthocheilonema viteae
Lineage: Eukaryota; Metazoa; Nematoda; Chromadorea; Rhabditida; Onchocercidae
Source: the annotation of a GenBank genome assembly
GCAACGAAUUUGGCCAUCCAGAAUGGCUUGAUUUUCCGCGUAUAGGUAACAAUGAAUCAUUUCAUUAUUGCCGAAGACAAUGGAAUCUAGUAGAUGAUGAGCUUCUUCGAUAUAAAUAUUUGAAUAAUUUUGAUCGAGCAAUGAACGAGUUGGAAGAGAAGCAUCAUUUCUUAUCACGUGGGCCGGCGUAUACAUCGUGGAAACAUCAAGAUGAUAAAAUGAUAGCAUUCGAACGUGCUGGUCUUCUGUUUAUUUUCAAUUUUCAUACGUGCAAGAGUUUCUCGGACUAUAAAAUUGGUAUCGAAGUGGCAGGAGAGUAUGCAUUGGCACUGAGUACUGAUGACACCGAAUUUGGUGGAUUUAAUCGACUGGAUAAAAAUCAGCAUUACUUUACCUUCUCGGAAGGUUAUGCAGGACGACGUAAUCAUCUCUGCAUUUAUAUUCCCUGUCGUGUUGCUAUUGUUUUAGAAAAAGUAGGCGAAAAGCCUGCUUUCUGA